Messenger RNA from Chara braunii, 2301 nucleotides. NCBI's taxonomy places the organism in Eukaryota, Viridiplantae, Streptophyta, Charophyceae, Charales, Characeae. The record is from the annotation of a GenBank genome assembly.
ACAGCCAGCCCGACGGACUUGCUGCUCCCUACUGUGCAAGGAGGGUGCGACAGCUUGGUGUCGCACGUGGCACCACAUGCAUGGCCCUGUCGUACUUGAUCAAACUGUGGGCGACUGACUCCCCGACCUGCCGCACUCGAUCCCGGUCGGUCUGUGGGCGGCUUGGUUCGCCCGCGUGACGUGGCCCAAUUUGAACUACGGGCGGAGCGCGGUUGUCCAGUGUGCGACACCUCGGCGCGACAAGGCAAGUUUGCAGCAGAUAUUAAGGCAAGUGCUUAUUUUUGGGGCUGUCCUUAAAGUUUCUGUCAAGCCAUGGAAGCCUGCAUGGGUUCCGCUUUUCUCCAGGCACAAAGCCAAGCUGCUGGAGUUAUGGUUGCUUCCUCGAGUACCCUGGUUGGCGUUGCUGGGCUAAUGGCCACUGCUCAGGAGAGGUUGCAGUGUCAGACGUUGCCGGGUCGCACAGUGCUUUCCUCGAUGGCACGCAGCCCAACAUUGGCACCAAGUCGGCGGGUCCAGGUGGGUUUGUUCGGCUCUCCGCAGAAGGGGAGUCUCAGAUCCGCUGUAACUGUUAUACGUUGCUCGAAGCCGGAAGCACAACCAAGUGUGCAGACCGCUAUCUCACCGGAUAUGGCAGAACGGUUGUCGUCUCUUGGGGGUAUCGUCACAGAUGCGGCCGUCCCAGAGGGACAUGUUGGACUUCAUGGUUUUCUGUAUGGAAGUGGCGGUGCUGAGGUGCAUGAUGGGGGAGCGAAGACUUACGUUGGGCGGCCUGGGGAGGACGAUGGCUCAAUCAUGCUGGCUUUCGAGGAUUGGGCCGAUCCGCGUGAGGGUCAGCGACCUGCCGGAGUGUUCGCCAUUUACGACGGUGACGAAUCCCUGCAGUAUGUCGGUUACUCUCGCAACAUUGUGGUGUCGCUGCGACAGUUUCGAAUGCGGAUGGGCGUGGAGAAAACGGGCAUGGUCAGAGUCAAGGUGUUGACAGACAAGGCGAUGCUCACGAGGGCGAAGCUCGAGGAGGAGAGGGAUAGAUGGAUGGGUGAGCUCACAGGAGGGAACCUGCUGCCUCCAGGUAAUGCCGAGGAGAAGGGUGUUUGGGAAGGGACAGAUGGCAGUGGCAAUGGCUCCGCACUGAUCGCAAUGACGGAGGAAGAGAGGGCUGCAUACGAGGAGACAAAGCUGAAGUUAAGGAAAGCAAUGGGAGACAAUCUCUAUGAUGAUGUUGAGGGUGAGGAUGAGGAUUCAAGGCAACGGCGGCUGAAUCUUCUCCGUGCUGUUGAGGGGGACGAUUGGAGUGGUGUGAUUGACAGGCAAACACGCGAAACUCAGGCUGGUCCUGCCCCAUCUGCACCGACUUCCACUGCCGCAAGCGAAAAACCAGCAGAAGCAGGUCAGAUCGUCAGUCCAUUUGCGAGGCCAGGUGCCCCUAAUAUAGGAUCGGCAGGUUCGGCAGUUGCUCCCCAGGUCCCUCUAGAACUUACGGCCGAGAAUGUGGACAAGGUCCUCGAUGAAGUGAGGCCCUAUCUGAUUGCAGACGGUGGCAAUGUUGAGGUUGUGACGGUGGAGAAUGGGGUCGUCGCCCUGCGAUUACAAGGUGCUUGUGGGACAUGCCCUAGCUCCACGGCAACCAUGAAAAUGGGGAUCGAAAGAUCGCUCGAGAGCAAAUUCGGCGAAAGAUUGAAGCAGGUGAUCCAAGUGGACAAACAGGACAUAGGGGCGACGGUGGAGUCGGUGAAUUCGCACCUGGAUAUACUUCGCCCCGCAAUAACCAACUACGGAGGUGAGGUUGAAGUGAUGGCUGUGAACACACAAAAAAGGUCUUGUGACAUAAGGUUCAAAGGUCCCGCUCCUAUUGGCAUGGGCAUACAGGCAGCCAUCAAGGACAAGUUCCCUGAUAUUCUAGUGGUAAACCUUCUGGAAGGUUGAUCGGUGGCUUUCUACUAUUGUUGUGUUUGACUUUUCUAGUGUGGUUGAUUCUAUAUUGUGGCUAACCUUUCUAGGUUAAAACUGCUAGAUGAUCAACAUUAUUUAAAAAAAAAAAAAAAAGAUGAUCAACAUUAUUCUAGAGCUCACUCUUCUAGGGUGGUUAACUGACUUUCUAGUGUAUUUGAUAUUGUACUGGUGGCUGUUGGAAUUCUAGGGGAUCGUGCGCGACUUGUAUAUUGUUGAUAUUCAGUACAUCAAAAUUUGAUGAUGCUAUCGAACACCGCCAAAAUGCGCCAAUCACCUGACUGCUGAGCCCACACCGCCUUUUUUUCCACACCAAACACACACUUACCCCAUCAAUGAAAUUAAUUUCAGUUC